UCAACAGGAGAGAAGUAUCUAUUGAACAUACUAUCCCAAGCGAAUAUCAAAUCACUCCCAGAGAAUGUGUUGCAUCAACUUCUCUACAAGGUUAAGAUGCAGGAGAUCACCAAUCAAACGCCUCAGAAUGCAGAGAUACUCAAGUACAUCCAGCCACUGUACCCUCCAAACCCAUCGCGUGUCCUCUCGCCCUACCUCCACAAUGACAUUGCAUCACCCAACUCCAAACGAUCACAGGACGCGCUGGUCAGCAAGCUGAUGGCCACGUCCAAUGGCGCCUUCCCACUGCCCUUCCAGCUGCUGCAGAGCUUCAUGGGUGUGGCGUCGUCCCCCGCCAUUCUGAAGGAGCUGCUGCAGCCCUACCCCAAGCUGGUCGAGUCUGACAUUGCCCAGAUCGUUGGUAUGAUGGCAGAGACCGUAUCGCAGCCCAGCUUGAGUGCCGAGGCCACUGUGCCACUGAUGACAUUCAGUGGCUCGCUCUCGACAUCACCCAUUGCCGUGCCCUCGCAGGACGAUUCUGAUUCGGCACACAAGUCUCAGGCGACAUGGAACUUCUCAGUGUUUGUCGACGUCAUCAAGGAGCUCUACCCGGCCAUCGACUGGUCGCUGGUGAUCAAGGAACUUGACUAUUCGCAGUUUGUCCUGCACGAUCAGCGUGGCCUCAACCUCAUCCUGUCGAUAUUCAAGAAGGCGUCUGCCAGUGACGCCAAGUUCCCUGUGCACUAUCUCUUGGACCACGUGUGGAGCAACUCGCUGGGACAGCUGUCGUUCCUCAAGGUGGCUCUUCAGUCUGACUUCCCCUUCCAGCUGUCAUCCAAAAGACGUCUCGAGCAGAGUGCUCUCGGCAAGGUGUCGCAGACCGUCGCCCACUGGAACUCGCUCUCUCUGAUCGACACCCUUCUAGAACUGUCCGACAUUGACGAGGAGCACUACUCCCGUGCCCGUUCACUCUUUGACUAUCCCCUCAAGCACUGUCCCGACUUCCUACUCAUGGGUCUGUCUAGUCUUGCUGAUAAGAUGGACAACAGAUUGUUCAGAGAAUUGAUUGUAUUGUUGUUCCAAACGUUGUUGUUCAAUCACAACUAUCAAGUUCUCAUAUUCCAAUUGUGGAAGGAGCAUCCUGACAUUGUAGUCAAUGGCAUGUCAGACAUCUACCUCAAGGAUCCAAGCUAUCUAUCACGAUUCCUCGAUGUAUCCCAGGAGUUAAAGAUCUUAACUCAAAUGUUGACAUUCAAACAAUAUCCAUUCGUUAUUGAGUUGGCAGUGUUGGCAUCACAACGCGAGUUCUUGUUCUUGGAGAGAUGGCUUCAGGAACGAAUGAAGGAUGAUAUACAAUUUGUUAGACAAUGUGUAUUGUACCUGGCCGAGAGGAUAAAUGGCGACUCCACUCAUAUCUCGAUAUCACCAACGAUAUUGAUGUCCCUCUACAAGACUCUGUUGGAGAGGAUCGAUACAUUCCCCACGGACAUUGCCAACGACAUCAGGGCCAUCAGUCCACGAUUCUCCGAGAUGGACUUGGCCGCCAGCCAUCCCAAUCCCAUGCCCAACAUGGCAGCGACAGCUGCUGCUCCCGAGAGCACCGAUCGACGAUUCCCCGAGGACAUUGAAGAGGAGACGAACCUCUACCUCCUCAAGCUCUACAAGGAGCAGAUAUCGGUCGAUCAGAUCAUCAUCACCUUGAAGGACUACAAGAACUCUGGGCAGAACACAAGGGAGAACGAGAUAUACAAGUGCUUGCUGUUCAAUCUCUUUGAUGAGUACAAGUUCUUGCCAGACUAUCCAGACAAGGAGCUCAAGAUCACCGCAUAUCUAUUUGGAUCGAUGAUCAAGAACCAGCUGAUUACCUCGGAGCCAUUGCGAAUCGCACUCAAGUAUGUGCUGGACGCGCUCAAGCAUCCUCAGGACACCAACAUGUUCAACUUUGGUGUCACUGCUUUGAUAUCGUUUGCCAGUCGCCUGGUCGAGUGGCCGGCAUACUGGAGCCAGAUCUGUGCGAUUGAGAACUUCCAGACAUUCUCCAAUGGCGACUUGAUCAAACAGAUCAACGCGGUGAUCGACUCAUCAGAGAUGCCCGUUCAUGGUGCCAGCAGCGACUUCCAGCGCAUCCCAUCUGGCAGCAACAUUUCAUUCAGCGACGCACUGAAUGCACAGCAUGCCAACGACAGGCGCCAAGAGGCUGAAGCCAAAGCAUCCCUCACACAACAACAACAAGCUGCGGCUGUACCAGCUCCAACAUCACCAACUCGAUCAGACAAUGCUGGUGAUGUGACCGACAACAAGAAGUCGACAGCCACUGCAACAACACCAAAGAAGCAGUCCGAGCAGCAUCCCACCGAGGAGUACUCUUCGAUGCCCAUUGGCACGCUGGUCCAGGCAUCGGAGGACAUCGUGCAGCCAGAGGAAGCUGUGAAGGACAAGAUGUUCUUCAUCAUCAACAACAUCUCCAUGUACAACAUGGAUGCCAAGGUCAAGGAGAUGAAGGAUGUGCUCAAGGCCGAGUUCUACGAGUUCCUCGCCCAGUACUUUGUUGUGAAGCGUGUCAGCAUCGAGCCAAACUUCCACAACCUCUAUGUGACAUUCAUCGACCGCAUGAAUAUACCCGAGCUCACGCAGAAGGUACUGCAGUUCACGCAGCAAAACGUCACAACUCUACUCAAGUCGGACAAGAUCAAGUCCAAGACCGAUCUGUCCGAGCGCACACUGCUCAAGAACCUUGGUGGCUUCCUCGGCCUGAUCACUCUGGCCAAGAACAAGCCUCUGCUCCAAAAAACCCUGUCGCCAAAGGACCUCCUGUUGGCAGCCGUAGACAAUGGAAUGCCUGCAAGUAGUUGUACCGUUCGUGUGCAAGCUGCUCGACUGUGGAUGCGCCACUUCCACGGUGUUCCGCCCACCCAACCCCUGGUUGAUGGCCAUCAUUCGUCUGUUGGUUGA
Molecule: messenger RNA, 2931 nt
Organism: Acytostelium subglobosum LB1
Lineage: Eukaryota; Evosea; Eumycetozoa; Acytosteliales; Acytosteliaceae
Exons: 3
Biological process (GO): nuclear-transcribed mRNA catabolic process, deadenylation-dependent decay
Cellular component (GO): CCR4-NOT core complex; P-body
Molecular function (GO): molecular adaptor activity
Source: RefSeq, a predicted model, not a curated record